AUGCCGGCAGGGAAGGGCGAGGGGGCGUGGAGUGCCUUUGAGAAUGGUCUGCAGGAGUACAAGGAGGGCCAGCUCAAGCAGGAGUGGUGGUACAAUGUCACGGGCAAAAGCAGCAGAAGCAGCAGCAGGAGGGCGGCGCCCCCAAGCCCGCCCCCCGCCCCGAAGCCCGAGGGAGAGGCGCCCAAGCCCAAGAAGCCCCGCCACAGGAGGAGGAAGCCCAAGCACCCCACGGAGGCGCCUGACGCCCCCAAGCCUGACGCCCCCAAGCCUGAGGCCAAGCCUGAGGCCAAGCCUGAGGCCAAGCCUGAGGCCAAGCCUGACGACGCCAAGCCUGACGCCAAGCCUGACGCCCCCAAGCCUGAGGCGAAGAAGAAGGGCGGGAAGAAGGAAGCUCCCGCCCCUGCCAAGCCUGACGCUAAGCCUGAUGCCAAGCCUGAAGCCAAGAAGGGCAAGCCUGAGGCCCCUAAGGCCGAGGGUGCCAAGCCUGAAGCCCCCAAGAAGCCUGAGGCGGCCAAGGCUGAAGCCAAGAAGCCUGAGCCUGCCAAGCCCGAGGAGAAGAAGCCUGAGGCAACCAAGCCGCCAGCCAAGAAGGGCAAGGCUGAAGCCGCCAAGGGCGAGGACAAGAAGCCUGAGGCUGCCAAGAAGGCUGACGCUAAGAAGCCUGAGGCGAAGAAGCCUGAAGCCCCCAAGGCCGAGGCCCCCAAGGCUGACGUGAAGCCCGAGUCUGCCAAGCCUGCAGAGAAGAAGCCUGAGCCUGCCAAGCCUGAAGCUCCCAAGGCCGAGGCUCCCAAGGCCGAGGCUCCCAAGGCCGAGGCCGCCAAGCCUGCUGAAGUAAAGCCUGAGGCUGCCAAGGCUGAGGACAAGAAGCCUGAACCAGCGAAGCCUGAAGCCACCAAGGCUGAAGAGAAGAAGCCUGAGGAGAAGCAGCCUGAAGCCCCCAAAGCCGAGGCUCCCAAGGCUGAAGUGAAGCCCGAGGCUGCCAAGGCUGAGGCUGGCAAGGCCGCGGCGCCCAAGGGUGACGUGAAGGCUGACGCCAAGACUGAGGCCGCGGCGCCAGGCUCCCCGCAGACUGAAGCCAAGAAGGGCAAGGCCAAGAAGGGCAAGGCGGAGGCGCCCAAGACCCCCGAGGCAGCACCACCAGCCCCCAAGACCCCCGAGGCGGCACUAACACCACCAGCAUCAGCCCCCAAGACCCCCGAGGCGGCACCAGCACCACCAGCACCAGCACAAAAGACCCCGGAGGCAGCAGCAGCAGCAGCACCAGCACUAGCACCAGCCCCUAAGACCCCAGAGGCACCAGCACCAGCACCAGCACCAGCCCCUAAGACUCCAGAGGCAGCAGCACCAGCAGCACCAGCACCACCAGCAACAGCCCCUAAGACCCCAGAGGCACCAGCACCAACACCAGCACCCAAGACCCCGGAGGCAGCAGCACCACCAGCACCAGCACCAGCACCAGCACCAACACCAGCUCCUAAGACCCCAGAGGCAGCAGCACCAGCACCAGCACCAGCACCAGCCCCAACACCAGCUCCUAAGACCCCAGAGGCAGCAGCACCGGCACCAGUACCAGCACCAGCACCAGCAGCAGUACCAGCACCAGCACCAGCAGCAGCAGCAGCAAAGACUCCUGAGGCCCCCAAGACCCCAGAGGCAGCACCAGCACCAUCAGCACCAGCCCCUAAGACGCCAGAGGCCCCCAAAACUGCCACCCCAGCCCCCGCCCCCGCAACGUCCCAGGCAGUGGUGGUGGCGCCGUCCCAGGCAGUGCUCCCCGUCACCACAAAGGCCCCAGCAGGCCCCGCCCCCGCUCCAGCCCCUGCACAAGCCCCCAUCCCAGCUCCAGCCCCUGUAAAAGCCCCCAUUCCCGCCCCCGCCCCUGUACCAGCCCCUGCACAAGCCCCCAUCCCCGCCCCAGCCCCUGCACCAGUCCCAGUGAAAGACCCCAUCCCCGCCCCGGCGCCAGCCCCAGCCCCUGCACAAGCCCCUGUACCAGCCCCUGCACAAGCCCCCAUCACAGCUCCUGGUCCCGCCCCAGCAGCACCAGUCAAAGCCCCAGCCCCUGCCCCGGCCCCAGCGCCGACACAAGCUGCCCCGCCCCCUGCUCCAGCGCCAGCACAAGCUGCCCCGGCCCCAGCAGCCCCCAUGCCAGCAGCUCCCGCCCCCACUGCUCCAGCGCCGGCACCUGCUGCCCCAGCCCCAGCCCCCCACGCAGCGGCUCCAGCACCAGUCCCCGCGCCCGCGUCAGCCCCACCACCACAGGCCCCUGCAACGGUGACACCAGCUGCCCCCGCCCCGACGCAAGCCCCGUUAGCGCCAGCCCCGGCAGUCCCCGCCCCAGCACAGGCACCAGCCCCAGCCCCCGUGCCGACCCCAGCAGCUGCCCCAGCACAGCCAGCACCAGCUGUCCCCGCGGCGGUGACGCCAGCCGCCCCCGCCCCAGCACAGGCCCCGGCAGCCCCAGCCCCGGCAGCCCCGCGCACCCCACUCACGCCCCCCACCAGCCCCAAGGCGGCGGGCGUGCCCCCCGCACCCCAACCCCAGGCCGCCCACCAGGCGCCCACCAACUUCCCCCAGCCCAGCGCCAUGCCUGCGGGGGGCAUGGCAAGCACGCCGCCACUCUUCCCCGCCUCCUUCAUGUCCCCCUUGGGCCCCUCCUUCACCCCCAUGACGCCCCAGGCUCCCGCCACGGCCCCCGUCCCUGAGGUGCCCCCCUUCAUAGGCAUGCAGGCCCCAGCAGCCCCCCAGGUGCCCCAGGGCCUGCCGGGCGGCCCCGCCCCAGGCCUCUUCUCCUCCCCAGGCCAGGCCCCUGCCGCUGCCCCGGCCCCUGGCCUAGGCUCGCCCCUGGGCUCCAUCUUCGGCCAGGCAGGGGGCCAGGCGCCCCAGCAGUUGGCCCCCUCCCCACAGGCUCCCAAGUUCACCACGCCGCCGCCCCUGGGGCCCAUGCCCGCCUUCAUGAAGCAGGCUAACGGCGCCCCCGCCAGCCAGCAGCAGGCCCCGCCCCAGCCCCCAAAGGCGCCCUGAGCCCGCCUCACCCCCGUUCCCCACGCAGCCUUGCCGCGCACUCUAGCACACCUGUACAACUCUCAAUAAAGGCGUGACGCGGCA
This is a messenger RNA of Scylla paramamosain (green mud crab), 3108 nucleotides long. RefSeq names its product basic proline-rich protein-like. The transcript has 3 exons. NCBI's taxonomy places the organism in Eukaryota, Metazoa, Arthropoda, Malacostraca, Decapoda, Portunidae. The record is from RefSeq and is a predicted model, not a curated record. Bases 1 to 3024 code for a protein of 1007 amino acids.